GAUCUGCAGAGAGCGAGACAAAGGAAGACAAAGUAACGCAGGGAAGUAGCGACAGGACAUGAGCGGGACAGCAGUACACACGACGGAUCGGUAUUCAUUGCAUGUGGUAGGGAGAUUAGACGGACCAUUAGUGUUAGUGAUCAUAGAACUCCAGCUCCAUACCAGACUGUGCAUAGUUGAGGAGGCAGAGUGUGUCCGCCGCGCGCUGCGUGAGGCUAGGGGAACAGGACUUUGGAUUGGAAUAGAAGGAGGACGGAGGAUAAAAUACGUACUCCAAGUGACACCUUUCAAAGGGCGGUCUCGGAUAAGGGCAUGGUACGAGACGACCAGAGAGGCUGAGAGGUUGAAGAUAAGCGAAGCCAGGAAAGCUGGAGAGUUAGGGAGAGUUGUAACGGAUGGUGCAAUACUCAAGGUGUUAGCCGCUCACAACCGGUACUGGAAGGAAACGAUAAAGACUUUAGAGGAGAUAGACGAAGGAGGAGAUAAUGAGGACUUUGAGACAUUUUAUGACAUAUUAAAGCGGUCGGCGAUGAGGGGUUAUGGUAUCACAGAAUAUCUGGAGAAGUGGGAGGUUCACGCCAGCCGGAGUCAGUGGUCGGAGGAAGAGAUUAUAGAGAACUUCCUAUUUAAUGUGGACCCAAGUCUUGGUAGGGAAGUUAAGGCAGCUCGACCGAAGGAUGGGAAAUGGACUACGUACAAGAAGAACCUCGUUGAGCUUUACAAAUUGGAGGAUAACAAGUAUUCCAUCAAGGACCUUGAAACGAUGACUCAAGAUGAAGAUGAGAGCGUACGAGCAUUUGGGAUGCGUUUCCAAAAGAUCUCCGACGUGCUGAUGAAGAAGGGGAAGAUCUCAGAGGUCAAGCGUUGUACUAUCUUCAUCAGACACUUGUCCAAAGGUAGGCAAAAAAGUAUACUUAGAGAUCUUCCGCGCGACAGGGUUGAUUUCCCAGAAGUCCUAAAGCUCGCGAUAAAGGCAGAGGCAGAUGGUUACAAGGACUUGGCGUGGAGAGGGAUGAGGAGACGUGACUUCUCUCUCUACAAGGAGUAUGCCACUGAUAGAUGUCCUGAUUUCAAGGAUUAUCCCUGGUCGGAGAAGGAUGAGGUCGUGGCUGAGGAAGUGAAGGAGAUACGGGACUUGGUGAAGGGAUUAACGAGACAGGUUACAGAGAUUGUGACCGCUACAGGGGCCACGGCCUACCGGGACAAACCUGGAGGACCCUAUUCACUUCGCUGGGACCGUAGGAACAACGAUCCUUGGAGGAGUGUCGAGGAUAGAAAUCCUCGGACGCUGACUGAUUAUCGUACGAGGGGAAGAGAGAGAGACGAUGAUCCAUGGCGACAUAGGGACGAUGAGAUAGACCGAGACCGUAGAGAUCGCGAGCCGUUUGUGCGAGCAAUGAGGCUGGAUGAUUACCCUCGAAGCCCUCGCUAUGAGGCCGAUCAGGGUAGAGGCGACUCCCGUGGCCGAUGGGAGACAGAACAGGACCGAGAUGGAUAUAGGGACGACAGAUACGAGAGGUCGGGUCGAGAUGGCUACAGAGGAAGUACAUAUGAGAGAGGAGAUCGGGACUGGGAACGACAAGAUGAGUCGUGCGGACGUUUUGAGCGCGGGGGAGAUGCGAGAGAGAAGCGCGACGAGUCGCGGGGGUGGUACAACCGAGGGGACCGACGCGAUGAGUCACAAGGACGAUAUGACUCGGGGGACCGCCGGAAUGAUUCGCGAGGGCGGUAUGAGCAAGGAGGGUCUGGAGGAGACCGGCGCAACGAUCCGCGCGGUCGGAAUUGGAGAGGGGGAUAUGACGUUUCAUCAGAACCCUAUCCCAAGUCGCCUGACCCCAAGGCAGCCAGGAGUUCGAUCUCUAGAAGCGCAGACGACAGACCAUCUACUCCGAGGGACUCAUGCGUCUACUGUAGAGGAGAAGAUCAUAUCAAGAGGGAUUGCCCGGACCUCAAACGGGCAAUAAAUGAGGGACUUGUCGUGCUUGACGACCGCAAGUACGUCAAGUGGGCAGAUGAUCUGGGAGAUGUAUCGAUGUUCCCUUCGAUGAAGGAGAAUGUCGAAGCGAGGAGAAUAAAGAUGACUAAAGGAAUGGAGCCGGUCAGGAGCCAGAGCAUCAAGAUAACCUUUGAGGGGGAUAUCGCGACCACACCCUUAAGGGUGGCAGCCACCAAGUCGGCAAGAGGGUCUACAUCGAAGAAGACUGACACGGAUUACGUGAUGGCGGAGAAGGACGGGCAGCGGGUCGAUGGAGAGGAGGUUAUCCUUUCGCCGCGAAAGCGGGGAGUGAAGAAGUUCUUAAUGAAGAGUUCGCUGGACGAGAUUGACACGGUCAAGCCACUGAGGCGGGCCCUUCGGCAACCCAUGCAGUGCUCUAUUCUGGAGUAUCUGGCGGCAUCGAAGCCGGCUCGUGAUGAAUUACAGAUGAUCACGCGGAAGACUCCCAUACCUCUAUCAGAGGAGGGUCAGGGGCCCCCUAAGGCGGAAGCUUCUACAGUAGCAAUAACGGGGGUGACUGCCAGAGCGGAUCGCAUGGCGACAGUCCUUCUCGAUGGAAUGGAAGGUGUGCCUCCAGACAAGUUUUAUAUACUUGGUAGCGGGGCCGUGGAGACGAGUAUAAAUGAUGGAGCGGUACUCGAUGCUGUGAUUGAUAACGGCAGUGAGGCUGUCAUCAGAGACGAGGACCUGGCAGUACAAGUUGAACUGGGCCUCGAUAGGUCAUACCUAUUCGAGAUAGAGACGGCUAAUGGGAGAAAGCAACAGAUCACUGGGGUUUGUCACAAGGCAGCCACAGAGGUCCAAGGGAAGGAGAAGGAAGAAGUUAUCGCUUUCCUGAAAGAAAAGAUGGUUUCCCACGUUGCGGAGCCGUCUGAUAGCGCUUAUGCUAAUCGAUGGUUCUUCCUACGAAAGCCGAAUGGCAAGAUCCGAUGGAUCCAGGACGUUCAGAAAGUGAACGCGGCGACGAUACGAGACAUGGGUUCCGUGCCACACGCCGAUUUACUGGCAGAAGGCGCCGCAGGUAGGUCGAUCUAUUCGGUCUGUGAUCUAUUCUCAGGUUAUAAUGAGGUACCGCUUGACCCUAGAGACAGGCACCUCACGGCUAUGCAUACGCCAUUGCGACUAAUACAGAUGAUGGUUGUUCCUAUGGGUUGGACUAAUGGGGUAGCCGUUUUUAAGAGAGCCAUGGUAGUUGUCCUCAAGGACUUCAUCCCUGAUAAGGUUGAAGUUUUUCUUGAUGACUUUCCUAUAAAAGGGUCAGUAAACAAGGAUGAGGCAGAGGUUGCACCUGGAGUUAGAAGAUUCGUCGAGCAGCACCUAACGGAUAUUAGCGCGGUACUCGAGCAGCUGGACGAUGCGAACCUAACAGUCAGCGGAACAAAGAGUCGAUCGGCCGUCUCGACUAUUAAGAUCUUGGGCUUUAUCUGUGACUCGAGGGGACGCCAAGCAGAUCCGGCGAAGUUAGACAAACUCAUGAACUGACCGUCACCAUUACAUAGUCCAACCGAGGUCCGAUAGUUUCUGGGAGUGGUCGGUUACCGGCGAAUAUUCAUA
This is a messenger RNA of Chara braunii, 3550 nucleotides long. Lineage: Eukaryota; Viridiplantae; Streptophyta; Charophyceae; Charales; Characeae. The record is from the annotation of a GenBank genome assembly.